AAUUCUGUCUCCAAUUCAGGAAACUUGCCAACUCCAUCUAGAUCCUAUACAAAUAUAGAGGGCCAAAUGUCAACAUCAGCAUUGGUAAAACACACCUUUUCCUACAAGAGCUUCCAAAGUUUUUUUAAAAAUUAGCAGAUUAUCCUUUAAUUACUAAAUUAGCAUUAAUUAAAAAUUAAUUAAUUACGUUUCCAAUGCAUUAAUUUUUGUUUUACACUAUCUCCAGAAUAUUGUGUGGUCAUUUGGCUUGAACCGUAAUGUACCUGUGUUGAACCUCAGUGAUGGAGUGAGACAGGCCAUCAUGUAUCCUUGUGCACAUGUUGGCAUCAUGUAUGAUUAUAAAAACAACAAACAGCAUAUUCUGCAGGCUCAUGUAAGCUCCUUUUAACAGUUUAAGUUGAGAACUAUCAUUGAUCAUCUUCAAAUAUUUUGGUCAGUUGACAGCCUGUGAAAUUAGCACUAAAUUAUAGAAUCAUUAUUUUAAAUAAAAAUAUUGUUUUGCUUAUUCAAUUUAUAGAUAAACUGAGAUUAAAUUAUAUACAUUUUAAAGAUUACAUAAAUUAAAGGACUGCUUUCAAGCUUAGUAAAUUAAUGAAAUAGCAAAACGAAGUAUGUGGAAGCUUGUUUUGUGUCCUGUUAUCUUAUUUCAAGCUUCCACAUACCUCGUUUUGCUAUUUCAUUCAUUUAAAGAUUUCAAAAGUUUAUAAAUAAUUUUUAUUUUAAAUUAUAUUUUUAUUAUCAAUGUAUUUCAAGAUAUGACAAAUUUUUAUUUUUUUUCAGCUUAACCCAAUCACUUGCUCAGCUGUCUCCCAGGACAAAAGGUGGCUAGUUACAGGAGAUGUUGGUCCAGAUGCCAUGGUCAAUAUCUGGGACACUUAUACUGGGUUUGUGAGACUGAUAAAUUUGGGCCUAUAUGAAAUGCUGCAUAUCAUCGCUGUAACUUUUUAAAUUUGAAAAAUGAAUGUUUUUAUAAAAUUCUGACUUUUGCACAUAGAGAGUUUUAGCAAUAAUAUAUAAAAAUGUAAAGAAGUUAUGAAAGAUGAUAAGCACAGUUGGAUCCAAAGGUGCUCCUAGCAAAUUUGGAAGAGAAAAUUUUUGUUAAUUAAUUGAUUAACAUUUUAUAUCUUUUUAUGCAAUAGACCUGGAAUUAUAUAUACCAACCUGUAUGGUUUAUCCGCACUUUGUGCAGCUUUUAUAUAUUUUAAAAGGUGUACAGCUAAAGGGGUGGCUGACAUAAUACCCUGGAAUUAUCGAUGCUUCAUCAGUCAGGUCAUCACAUGCAUUUUGAAAAAAGACAUUUAAGUGCUAUUAUGAAAGUGAAGCACAUUUUAAAACAUAUUUGGACAAAGUAAACUUUGAGGCAAUGAAGGGAGAUUCUACAUCUAAUAAAUCUUUCCUCGUCUUCAUCAAUACCUUGUAUAUUAUCUAUCGGAUAACGUUCAAAGGGAAGAUCUUAUUUGCAAAUUUGAUUGCAAUCACAAAUAGUUUACCAUGCAAAAUUAAAAAUUACAUCUGUUGUUUGGGUUUUCAAACUGAUCAAGAAAAGAAAUUAUGCAGAAGGCAAAGUUUGCUUACAUUCAAAGCAUUGAUAAUUAAAGAAAAAGUUAUAAAUUACAUUUUUUUUCUGUACAGUUUUUCAUGCUUUUGUACAUUUUUUUGGGGGUACUAUUUGUAUAGUUUUUGAUCCUGCAUGUUGCCUGAAUGCCUCAAAUCAAAGCGAAUUAAAAAUAAAACAAGUAUUUCUAUUAUUGGUCAACUUUAUAUUCAGUCAUUUUGAUGAAUAAAUAAUUAUAACAGAUUUAUCAAUACAAAGAUUUUUUAAAAUCUCAAUUUUUAAUUUUAAGAAAAAUUUGCUACUGAUAUUUUGAAGGACCUAAAAAUCAAUUUACAAGUGUUAAAAUGUUUUGUUUUGUGUGUGUGUAAAAUUUAACUUGUAAAAUCCAAAGAUGCUAUUAUGAGUAUUAUAUUCUCAACUGAAGCUUAUAUCAAUAAGGCAUUUAUAUUUUUUAUUAAAUCUUACAUUUAUGCAGUACCCCAAUCCAGACUAUGUUUGACCCUAACCCAAAAGGGGGAGUAGUUGCUGUGGCAUUAACUCCUGACUCACGCUACUUGGCAACUCUCAGUGCUCUGCCCAUUCAGGUGUGUUGUGGCAAUUAAUUUCCCCUCCUCUUGGGCAUGUUAUUUUUACUAAUUUAAGUUGUUUUUUCUUUAAAAGUUUUAAAAUAAAUAAAUUUAUAUACCAUUUUCUCACCCUCCUUUCUUUAAUUAAUUUUGUGGAUUGUUUCUUCCAGACUUUGGCCAUUUGGGACUGGACUGUGGACGGAGAUGUUCCUAUUUGUUCAGCUGAUCUGAAACCAGCAUAUGGACUACAAAACUUUAUUUACUUUGAUCCAACUGAUGUCCAUCAUUUAGUCACUAAUAGUGAAACUCAAGUUCUAUUCUACCACUGGGUAAGUUGACCUUAAGUCUUUCAGUCUCUUAUAUAUUUAAUUAUUUGAUUUUAUAGUUUUAAAUUGGUCGCCAUUAAUUUCUGCUAAAUAAUUUAUGCUCUCAAAUGUCUCACAUAUGUAUUUUCUGUUGUGUUUCAAACACAAUCUCAUGUAAUUUGAAAUUCAGCUCCACUAUGGAGCCAUAUUCUUAAAUUUAAUUUCUAAUUUUAAAAUUUGUUUACUGUUUGUCCAUUCAGUAAAUUGAAAGUGGGACAAACAAAUCCUCCUUUUUUUAAAAGACAAAUAUGUUCAUUUUUUUAGAAUGGGUUCCUUUUUAUUAAGUUUUCCCUGCCUGUUAACUCUCAAAGUAUGUUAUAUUGACUUUUCGAGCUUGAGUGGUCGAUAGAUUAUUAAUUGAUUUUUUAUCACCUGUUACAUACCAAAUAUAUUUGUAACUUUUUAACGUGCAAAUGUAAUUUUUUUGAGAAAUAAAAAAAAAAUAUCCAUUAAUAAAAAAAAUUUAGUCUGUGCAUUGUGUUUCGUUUUUCUUUAUGACACGAUUUUCGUCUGCCAUAUUGCCGUUCCUGUGAAACUUCACUGAAGGCUGGUGACACAAAAUGUGACAAAUAGGCUCCAAAUUUAUCUUUCAACAUUAUGUUGAUUAUAUUUUAAGUCAAAACGUGAGACUAGCCCGAUAAAAACAAGAAGAAGACAUGACUGAUGAUGAUUUUGUGUAUUUUUACCUGAUCGAAAGUUCGCUAUCAGCGGUAAGAUUUUUGUCUUUGUUACGGCAGCUCAAAACACAUUCAAAUUUUUUGGAAUUAGUGGAAAAAACUAUGUUUACAUUGAUAUACUUUAACAGUGGACUUCACAGUUAUUGAAAUUAAGUAUUUAAGGUCAUUUAUAGUAAUUCAUUAUUCCUGUAUAUCAAGUGUAGAUUUUAUUAUCAUUAUUUUUUCAUAGGUAUAGUUGUUUGAAAUUUCCUUUGUUUACAUAAGAUACACUUAGAAGAGGCAAUGAGUUUUUGGUCUUUAAUUUAACCUGGAUUAAAAAUUUAAUUUUGAAUUUACGUUACUUUUAAUUGAAUAAUGCAUUUAGUUUUGUUCCUACAUGUAAUGCUUAUAUUUUAUUAUAAUUUCAUAGUGUCAGGGUGGUGACUUGGAUAUUGGACAACCCAAUCAUCAUGACAAUGAUAUUCCUGUCCCAAGACCAGAGCUAACUACUGAAACCUGUCCAAAACAAGAUAAGAUAAGGAGUACAUUCACCUUUAUCACUUUUCAACUUCAAUUUACAUCAACAAGGUUGGAGAUGCUUUGUAAAUGUACACAACAAAUGCACCUGCAGUGUUAUGGCAACUAAGCAAACUUGAUUUUAAAACUGGACCUUCCAGCUAAUAAACAAAAUUUCUAACAUUCAUUGGACUCAUAACCUACAGGCUCCACUUGUGUGAUCUGUUACUGGAUAUAAAGGAGUUUAUUCACUGGAUUAUGGAAUUCAUAAUUUUAAAAAUUUUUUUUGCCAAUGUACAUGCCUGUAUAGUGAGUUUCUAUGCGAAAAAACAGAGUAAACUGUUGGUAAGCAGGUACAUUUAAUUUCAUCAGUACCAGAUGAAAGGUAAAUGCAUGCAAAUAUGGUCCCUGGAGCAACCAUAAUAAAUAAUCAAGAGAAGCAGGAGAGGAUAAGAUGUACUCAUUUCAUACAUGUAACACAAUACUGUCAAUACUGGUAUGAACAACAUAACUGUAAAUGAACUAUUGUUCCUGGCAGAUUAAAUAUCUAAACAUUCUAAUGGUUCUGUUGUUAUAGUAAGUUGAGCUAAAUCCAACACCUGUGGCUAGUUGUUUGGACUUUGAUAAACUUAGUGGAUAAAAGAUAUCAGCUUUGGAUGAAAUACAAAUAAUCUGGACAACAAUAUUAUUAGUAGAAGAAAACUACUGUGGCAAAGACUGGUAAGAGAAUUAUCCUUUCAUUUAAUUUAAUUUUCUAGUGAUAGGCUUAUAGUCAUAUUUAUUUUAAUCUGAAGAAAACAAAAUGCAUUUCUUGAAUAAUUAAAAAGAUCUGAAAGCUUAAGUCUUUUUAAUUCCUUAGUCGCUCAUUUUUCUGCUGCAGCAAUAUGAAUGAUUAUAAAACACCAAUGGCAUGCUGUUACAAGAGCAAUUGUUACUUACAGUAAAGAUAUAAUGUGAAAAUCUUUAUUUUUUAAAAGAGAGAGAAAAUUUGGGACUUAAUGUGCUGUCAUGUUAAAUAAAUAUUUCUGGAAAAUAGAUGUGGUCAUAUUUCAUACCGAUAUGUUUAUUUGUACCCAAUGUGGUAUAUUUUUAAUAAACAUAUGUAAAAAUUAUUUAUAUCCACUUAUUUGUAAUAAUUGUAUUUCUCUCAUGAAAUACUUGCCUGGUAUUCUUUAACAUUUUUUUAAAAAUUCGCUAUUUUAAAAAGUUUAUGAAGUAUUUUAAUAGUGGCAUAAUUAAUACAAAUAAUGGUAAAAGUUCUUGGAAUUUUUAUAUUUGUUGUUAAAAUGGAUGCAAUUGAUGAAUAUAAUAAACAUUUUAACUUAGGACUAAACACUUAUUUCUUUGCUUCUACCUGUUUGUGGUAUGUUUACAUUUUUAAAUAAAAUUUAGCACACCUAAAAACCUAAUCUUUUGGCCACAAAUCAAAGCCAUAAUGAACUUUGAUCUCAUAAUUGGUAUCAAAUAAUAGAUCAUUUAAUUCUGAAUCAAAGAUUGUAAGGGUACCUAGUAAGGGAGACAAAAAUAGCAGAAAACCAAGAAUAUUUGAGAGUUAAGUAAAUAAUUUGAAAACCCGGUGAUAGCGCUGCAUCAGAUCUAGUUAUAAUUUAAAUAAAAAGAAAUUUUUAAAAUAUUUAGCUUUUCAAUGAAUGACUUGCUUUGUUCAUCUCCACAGGAAGACGCUGCCAUUAAAUACUAUGCACCUCCAUUAAGUGACAAUGACUUUAACAAACCUGUUGGCCGCUACAGUCAGUCAUUGUUUCAGAUUGGAAUUGCGAGGGCUCUGACAGCAACAUCCAUUGGGAAUCUAGUUGUCUGGGACAACAAUCGUCCAUUAUCUAAAAGUAAGUUAAAUUUAUUACACUGAUUUGUAAUAACUGCUUCAUGGCAAACAUUACGUACACAGCCAUUUCAUGGCAAAAUAAAAGUAACAAAAGUGUCACACCCAACCUUAAAUUAUUUUCAGUCUCCAAAAAUCUGUUUACUGCUUUCCAUUUUCUGCCUUUGUUUCAACAUUCUAGUUAGUUCAGUGAUUCUCAAGUGGAAGGUUAGCGACGGAGGCCACAAAAAAAUAUUUAAGAACCAAUAGGCUAUUGUUUUAAUGAUGGUGUAAAAAAAUUCUUAAGUGCCCGUCAUUUAAUUUCAAUGUUAAAGAAUUUUAUGGGUUAAGUGUUUAUAAGUAGGCCUUAGAGACAACAGCAUUUCGUGAUUAAUUUAAAGAAUUAAUUUAUAAAUUUUUAUUUCAUAGUGUACAUGAAACCUGAAAUAGAUGUUUGGACCGGCCUUCCGAGUAAAUCCACCUUGUUUUUCUGUUACACAUUUUAAUUUUUUAUUGGAAUAUCUUGCCUAAGCAAAGUAAUUCCCCCUACAACUUUUAAACAUAUCCAGUUGUCACUUUAUCAAAUUUUAGAAUUGAAAAUGGGGAAACAAAAACAAGUAUCUUUUAUAAUAUUUGUAUGUAGGAGAACCCCUCUGUCAGGAUAUGAGCUCCAAACAUCACAAUUGUAAAUAAAGAUCUUUCUGGUAAUUAAUUUGUUAAAGUUGCAUAAUGACCUUAUUAAAAAAAACAUUAUAUUUGUAUAGUCAUAGAUUGAUUUAUUUAAUUGAGAGAGCUGGUAGCAUAAUUUUAGCCAAGGGAAAACAGAGUUUUUGUCCUAUCCCUUUCCUCCAAACUCACCCUUCCAUCCAAGUUUCACAAUGACCCCCUGGUUUUGAAAAUUACCCCUUUUGUUUGAAAUAUUUAAUUUGACAGUGUUUACAUUUUACAAUUUAAACAAGAUUUCUUUGUUUUAUUUGAGUAUUAACAAGGACAUUUUUUUUCAUGUUGAAAAGAGAGAUCAAAUUUGUGAAUUUUCAUAAUAAAAGUUGUUUAACUAGAUGUGUAUUUAUCAAUAUCAAUGCUUGUUUAACGAAAAUUAAAAUGUGUUUUCUGAUUAUCUAAGGAACAGUUUAAAAUACUGGCCGAUUUUAAAAUUAAAUUAAAUUUUAACUAAAGUUUUCAAUUUAUAUAGAAUAGUUGUUUUUUUUUAAGAAUGGUAACUAAAGGUAUAAUUAUAAGUAGAUAACUUAAGAUAUAAUUAUAAGUAAAUAACUUAACAUGUAAUAAAUUCACUUGUUUCAUAUUUCACACAAAUUCCAAUUCACAUCAUAAUUCAUGUCACUACUUGCACUUUUAUCUUUCAGUUAUGGAUGUCAACCAAAGUGCUGAUAAAAAGCCUUUGAAAAUCAUCAAAGUACAUGAUAAAGGAAUCAAUGUUCUGACCAACACUGACCAGUAGGUAUUUUAUGUACAUAACUGUUUCGGAGUAUAGAUGUUCUGACCAAUGUGACCGUAGAAACACAUAAUUGCUGCAACUCAUGUGUGAAUCACUUAAGGCCAAAAAAAUAAAUGAGAUCCAUAACAAGGCAAAAAUUGAGAAUAUAUAAUUCUUUCUAAAACAGUGGGUAUUCAUCCAAUGUUUGAACAAUAAAUAAUCAUUUCAAACUCCAUGACACCAUUUCAAUACUUUCACUUCACAAACUUAAACUAAUUCUAUGAUUGAAACGUGUUCACAAUCUUAAACUAAGUCUAUGAUUGAAACAUGUAUUUGGGACAUUAAAAUUACUCAUAAAUGUGGUUUUCUGAAUCUUAAAGUUAAUUGAUUUGUUGCAAAGGGGUCACAAACAGGAAUUGAGACCUACAAGCUGUUGCUUGUGGCAAGCAAUGUGUUUGGUGUCACACAUUCUAAUAAGUGUGUGUUCAGCCCUUGGCAUCAAAAUCUCUUUAUUUAGCGCAUAUAUUGGUUUAGUUUGAAAGUAGGGUAUAUAAUAUUUUUUAAAUUGUCAAACUUAUUUCAGAUACAUUGUCAUUGGUGACACAGCAGGGCAUAUAAAGUUCUAUGACCAAGGCCUUAGGCUAAUCUACUGGUAAGUUGUUUGGGUUUGAUUUGCUGCUGUUAACUUGGUUGCUUUGUUAAAUACUUUUAAAAAACGAUUACUUAAUUUUGUUCAAUAUCCUAUUGCCCUCUUUAAACAUUUCCGUUUCAGGUACCAGGAUUUUCACUCUGGUCCAUGUACAGCCAUUUCAUUUGCUCAUAUGCCAGAUUUUGUCAAUGUGUAAGUUAUAUUAAUAUUUUUACAUUUUAACAAAAUUGAAAGAAAUAUAAAAAACAUAACAUAUAAUAUAUCAUUUACAUUAAAUUUGUUAAUAAUACGACCAAGAAAAAAUGCAUAUCAGAGUCUCUUUUGAAAAAUAAUGUUAUCAGAAGUGGAGCAUAUUUUACAUAAUACAUAUUUUUAUCCUCAGUGCUACUGAAAACAGUAAAUACCCUUCAGAUGCAACCAAACAAGCUAAACCAUUUGUUAUCAGGGACUUUAUUGUUGGAACUGCCAUUGCUGUCUACUGCAGCAUAAACACAGAUGGAAGCAAACUGAGGGUAAAAACUUGUAAACAUGUGUUUACAGUGAUGUCAUGGUGUGAGAUAUUCAGAGCAAUGUGUUAAUCCUGAUAUUUUACAGUGCAAUGUGAUAUAUUGAAGUUUUUGGGGUAAUUUAUAGAUAUAUAUUUUCUACACUAUAACUAAUACAUUUUUUACCACCCCUUUACUAAUUUAUAAAUACAUUUGUUCUGACAGGUAAUCCACAGAGAACAUGAUGCUGCAGUGCAUGCCCUAGCUGCUCAUCCUCAACUGUAAGUUCAACUAAUAAAAUCAUUAAAAAAUAUUGAGUUCCUUUGGGGCACGUACCCUUUGUUGACCAGAGGCCAAAAUAAAGAAUUUAUACACUCUGCAGCUAAUUUUUUGUUUGUACAGCUUUCAAAAUUAAUAAUAUAAGCUGUCAUUAUAACAAGUGUAAUAUCAUGAAAAUUCUGUAAAAGGAAUUUUCCAUAGACAAUAACUACAGUUGGCUGGGGGGUGGGGGGGGGGCAAGGCUUUAAAUAUCAUGGUAUUUGUGGGACUCAACUCAAAUACACCAGUACUGCUUGUUUUCUUAAAAAAUUUGCCCUAAAAGUGUCAGCUAGAUAUACAAAAUCACCUUUCUUGACCUGGCACAGUGGUUCUCAACCUGUGGGUCGUGACCCCUUUGGAUUUGACCCAUUCACUGGUGUUGCCUAAGACCAUAGAAAAACACAUAUUCUCUACAGUUAUGAAGUAGCAACGAAAAUAAUUUUGUGGUUGGGGGUCGCCACAACAUGAGGAACUGUAUUAAUGGGUCGCGGCAUAAGGAAGGUUGAGAAGCACUGACCUAGAAGAACAUGACUUCAAGACAUGUUAUCUUUGGCUGGUUUCAAUAUGAAAAGUUGGAGUUUAUGAACACAAUUUGAAAUGGACUUUUGCUUCAAAUAAACCUUGUUUGAUUUAAAAAGCUUAAUAAAAAAUUCAAACUUAAUAACUUACAAAGAUUCAUUCAUCUUUUUGUUUGCCCAACUAGGCCUAUAGUAGCUAUUGGCAGUUACUCUGGUCUUCUUAAACUGUGGAAUUACAGAACAAAGUAAGUGCACUUAAAAAAAAAAAACAGAACACAUUAACUCUCUGCAGUCCGACUAUAGAGAAAUGGUACUUUUUGAUUUUGUGGGUGGGUUAUUUAUUUUUUAACUUAAAUUUUUAAUCAAAAGAAAUUAUUUAUUAUAUUUUGAUAAUUUGUGUCAUUGGUUUAAGUACUAGUAAAAAUAUUAAAAUUAUUACAAAAUUUGAAAUUACUAUUAAAAAAAAAUUUUUUUGGAAACUUAUUCUGCGCAGAGUAUUCCUUGAAAGCUUCGCAGAUUUCCAAAAAACAAAAUAAUGUAAGUGUCACAAAAAAAUUAAUUAUUAGUAUCAAUAUUGUCAAAUGAUUUUCAUUUCCUGAUUUAUCAAGGAGUUAUUUUUUUUUUAUCAAGUAAUGCAUCCAAAUGGAGACUCUAAUUAAGAAAUUUAUCCCACCGACUAAUGCUAUCGUAAACAAGCAAGCUUAAUUUUAAUUAUCAUUUCAUUCUAUUUGAAUUUUAUUGAGUUUCAAUAAUUUUAUAAUAAAUAAAUAACGUGGCUAUGUUAAAUAAAUAAAUUCUAAAAAUAGCGGAAAGCUCCGGCCGAUGGUAACUUGUGUAAUUAAAAUAAAUUUAGAAUUAAGGACUUCUGAGUUAUUAACUAAAAAUAUUUCUUUAAAAUAUGUUACAGCCAAGAAUAAUCUUCUAAAUGUUCUAAUAUUGCAUAGUAGAAAUGUGUUCAAAUUUAAUUACCAUUAUCGCUAGUCACUAGUAUUAGAAGAGACUACAGUCGACAGAAUAAAAAACAAAACAUUUAUGUUUUGUUAAAAGCUCAUUAACUCUAUGGGAAGGAGGAGAGAGAGACAAAAAUGCAGAUAUUGGAUCAAGGACCCCUUAUUCUUUAUUGAUCCUAAAUAUUAAGCCUGGACUCCACCCUUUUAAUGUGUUACAGAGUUACUGGAUGGAUAUCUUUGAAGAUUUUACCCUUAAAACAACUGGUGGUAAGUUAUAAUCUAAUCACUUGGUUGCAAAGAGCAUAAAGAAUAAACUCACAAUAUUGUUAUACCAUAUGUUAUAAUGUAUUUUCUAUGUACAAUGGUUUACUUUUAUACUAAUAUAGGCAUUUGGACUAGGAUUAAUGGUAUUUUUCCCUUACUGAUAGCAUACCAUUACUGAUACCAUUAGUGUUAAUUUUAUUUAUGCAGCAAAAAAAAAAAUUCUUUCCAUAGGUUCUUUAUUGAGUGAAUGUUUUGUGGUGACAAAUUUUACUUAAUCUUAUGUGGAAAUCAAAUCCAGGACAAGCUCUUAUUUAUCAAAUAUAAUUAUUAUAAUAAAAAUGCAGUCUGUUUUAAGAAAUAAUAUUUGUUCAGUGUCCAUAAAUAUAAUUAAGGCAUACUGUAGUUUAUCGGCCUGUGUUAUGUGAGGAUUAUAACACAGUUAUAUAAAAAUACAUGGGGAAAAAAUAGAUCAGAUUAGUGGGAAUGGAUCGUAUUGGGAAUUAAUAUCAAAAUUAGCAGUAUUGUACUGAAACAUUUUAAUUUUUGUUAACUUUGACAUCAGGGAAUACCGGUACAUUAACAUUAAAAAAACAAAAACAAUAUUGGCUCUUGUUUUGAGUUAUUUAUAUAAUCAUCAAAUUAUACUUAGUUAUCUUUUACUCAAGAAUUAUCAAGAAAUAUGUUUAAUAUACAAAUAUAGAAGUUAUGAGGCCCAUUAUUUAAAAUAUAUUACAUACAAAACAUAAUUUUAAUUAAAAGAAAAAUUCUAGUGCAUUUUUUAGGAAAAAAAGACAAAAUAUAAGUUUUGCUAAAAUAUUGACAACUUUUUGAUUUUUCAUAGAAUGUUUGUCAUGUUUGACUAUGAAUUGUAUUAGAUGAUGAAGUAUUUUAUUUAAAUACAUUUUAAAUAUUUUAUAACAAGGAGUUGUUUUUUUCCUUCAUACUCUGUGAAAAUUUUGCAUAAAAUGAAAAAAAAAUAAUUCUCCAAUAAUAUUUUAAUUAUCUUUAUAACUAAGAAAAUAAAAUAUACAAAUAAUAUAUAAUGAUAGCUGAGUUAAAGAUGAACAAGUUAAUAUGCAUAACUGAUCAGUUCCGAGCUGUUUCAGAUGAGUUAAUUAAUUAUUUUAAAAAAUCACCUUUGAAAAAAACACCAGACUGCAGAGAGUUCACACUUUCCUGUAUUUUUGUGAAGAAUAAAAUUAAUAUAUUUUUGUGUGCUUUUGUUGCCUCCCAAUCCAUAAAAAUAUUCAUCAUUUUCUUUUGUUUUGACAGUGUAUUAAUUUUUUUUGGUUUUAUUGAAAAUAUUUAUUGUUUUUCUUUCAAAUAUUCAUAUUAAUGUGAUUGUGUAAAUUCAUAUUGUUAUGAAUAGUAGAUGGUUUACAAACUAAAUAUUUAGUAAUUAGAUAUGUUGUUUAACAUUUUUAAAAAAAUUAUGAAAGUAGUUUCAGGGUAAAGAAUUUUAUUGGUGCAAUUUAUUUUAUUUCAGAGAAGUUGUUGCUUCAAAGAUGAUUGAGAAACACCACAUUCAGUGCUGUGCAUUUGAUCCUAAAGGUUUCAAUAUUGGUUAGUUACUAUGCUAUCCUGAUCUGCAUUAAAAAAUAUAUAUGAUGGAGUGAUAUAGUUUUCAUUUGAGUUUUCUUUACAACAAACAACUUCUCUCAAUUAAAAAUUAUAAGCUAAAAAUGACUUAUGUAACAAAAUGUAAACAAAUUUCAAGCUAAAAUUACAUGUGUGGAAAAAUUUAUACAAAGUGUUAGCUAAAAUUAAAUGUGUAAACAAGUUUAAAUAAAGUGUUAGGUAAAAUUACAUGUGUGACAAAAUGCAUGCAUAAUUUCCUCAGCUUUGGGCUGUACCAAUGGUGCAUUGUUUCUAGUUGACUCAGUAGCCCUGUUGGAUCAGUUCAAAGAACCUUUCAAAUAUGCAAGAGAUCCAAUAACCCACCUCGCUUUUAGCCACAAUUCCACUUACCUUGCAACAGCAGUAAGUACACAUUAUCACAAGUCCUUAUUGUUAUUUAGGGAGGAGAUUGGAAUCCAGCCUUAUAUCAGAUUUUUUUUAAAGUUCAUAAUUAUUCCAAUGACAAGUUAUUUCUGCCUUGAUCAAUAAGCAGUACUAUAGCAGAGUACAUAUUUCCUAUGUUAUUAAUCUUGCUUCUUACAAAUUACACAGCAUAUAUUCCAUGUUAUUAACACUACUUCUUACAUAGCAGUUGAUACAGAUCCUGAAAUAGUUUAUUAAGUGUAAAAGGUUGAGUGGGAGGAUAGGUGACAUUAAGAUUUAAAAUUGUUUUUAUAAAAAAUUGGCAAGUGUUUUGUGCUCAAUGCCCUAGUUUUCUACCUCCACCACUCUGUAGUAUGAAAUGAUUUACUUUUUUUAAUGGUGGGGUGGGUGGGGGGGAGAUAACCUUUAUUUAUUUUGUUUAAUUUAAAAUGAAUGGUGUUGCUUUAUUCUUGUUUUGCAGGAUGCUGGUUUCACCAUCACAGUGUACAAAAGACAGCGCAAAGAAGGCAGAAGUCCCUAUAUUUGGCAUGGACGGUACAGAUCUCACUAUAAGCCAAUAAAAGAUUUGCUCUUUGAAAUACACUUAGACACUAACCAACCAAAACUGCUGUCACUGGGAGAAGACAGGAUGCUGGUAAUACAUUUUUUUUUUUUAAACAUUUCAGAAAUCCUUUUUUCUCUUAAAAGAAAAGUAUCUAAAUAUGUCUAUAUCUUUCAAUAAUUUCAUUAAUUUUAUUCUUUUAUAAUUUUGUUAAAAGGGCAUGACCAUGAAUGUCAUAAUUGUAGGAUAUUCAUUAAAUAGACAUUCUGAAUUCACUAGAUCCUACUACCCAUAUGGUUAUCAGUAAAAAAAAGUUUUAAGUGUUUUUGGUUGUUUUAAAGUAAACAAUGAUCAUUUUUUUUUAAAAUCCCACUUACAAUUUAUUUAUAAUAUUUACUCUAAUCUAUAAAAAGCUAAAAAAAUGUAUCUACAGGAGUACCAGUGGCGUAGCGAGGGGGAGGUGGGGGGGGGGGGGUGCGGACUGUCACAAAUGACUGGGGCGGGGGUUAACAACAGAGCUCCAUUGUUCUUCAGAUAAGUUAUGGGGUGAACGGAAAUUGCUGUGAUUUUAGGUAGGGGACUGUUAGGCGCAUGGGGGUAAGGCUAAUACAUUCUCGUAUCUUUUAGAUUAAGGGGAUGCUUCUUUCCAAAACAUUAUGUCUCGGGUUUCCCAGACUUCGUGUGACAACUUUGGGGUUGGCGACCGAAGUUCCUAAUUGACCGGAAAUAAGGGGGGUAUAGAUGGGUUAAUUUCCAGCAUUCCUGGACCACCAAGGGAGGUAGAGAAUGGUAUAUAACAUAGAACUCUUCGUGACGUAAGGCAGAGGGAGAGAUUCGUGGAUGGUCGUUCUGUUGUAACAGACAUAGUAUUACUAGCUGUAGUCAGAGAUAGAAGUAAGGAUAUAUAGCGAAGUGUUAACAGUUAGAAAGGAGACAUUACAAUCUUAUUAUAGUGAUCAAUACAUCUUUUACUUAUAACUGUUAAUGAGGAGUUGUUUAUUCAUUCAUUCGUGUUCUGUGUUCUCUUCGUUGUAUUUCUCAACACCUGGACUAGUGAACCAUCACAGAGAGGAACGGCCCCUGUACUAUAUUCACAACACCACCAAAACCACGUGGUACCUGACCAAAAUUACGGGCCAUACCUCAUAAUACCAUCUCAUCUGUGACACGGACGCACCGAGUGACACCCAUUUGAAAAAUUGCAUAUUUACUGAGCACACACUGCUCGGUCUAAACAAGAUUCAUAAAAGGAUAACCAAUUACACAUACAUUUUUCACAAAUGUAAACAAUCCAAUUGCAUGCUUUAUUAAAAGUUCAAGAUUGAUGCAUCAGAAAUGAGAUGACACCAUGUUUAGGUCAGAAAAACACAGUCAUUAUUUCACACCGCGAUUGAAAUGUUCAGUAACUUCCAUAAGUGACAGGAGGCUAUAUUUAUCUAGAUUCUGAGAAAUAGGGCUUUCCAUCGAUACCAAAUACGGUGUGGUUGGGGGAUUCUAAGUAUAAGAAUUGGUAAAAAUUAAAAACAUUAAAAAAUGAAUUUUUACCCAUUUAUAGGGUUAAAAAUAUAUAUUAUUUUACACAAUUUCCAAUCUUUUAAAUUUCGAAUCUUUUAAUGAUAGCUCAUAUUUAUUUAAAUUUAAAGAAAGAAAAGUUUUUUGAAGACAUAUAUAAUAUUUUAUAUCAAAACCCAGAAAUACUAAAAAAUUAAUAUUUUCCCUGAUUCCUCACUAGUAUUACCCCUUAACAUUUGAGCACGAUUGUCAUAUUUCGACUGCUGGGUUUUACCUGCUACCUUUCUAUGUUGUAUUUUGGACAGUGCUCUGACUUCUGUUUUUGAACUGUCUUAAGUAAUUAUUUUGUUUGUUGUCUUGAUUGAACAUGACAAAAUUAAAGCAUUUUUAUUGUUCAUGAUUAUUAUAUCAUUCCACAUGGCGUGCACUAAUCUAAACGGCCAAGUGGCUGUUGGCAAUGAAAAGCAAAAAAGAAAAUACACGACUCACUAAUGUCACUAAAAGAAUACAUGAUUCGAUAUCAAGAAACCAAAUGAUGACCAGGGUCAGGGUUCAUCAAAAGAACGAAGCUGAACUUAGAUACCAUUGAUACUGAUUCUCCCGAUACCAGCAGCAUGCAUUCUUUUCAGCAAAUAGUGGAGAAAAUGGAAGAGAUUCAUGUGAAAACACAAGUAAGAGACAUGGAUGGCUUGGAAACAGAAAUGUCUGCUGAUAAUGUUGAUUCAAACCAAUAUAUUGUAAGUGUAAUGGUUAAAUGACAAAAACUGGCACAUUUAAUCAGAUGCUUCUCUAGAUUAUUUUCGGUCUGAAAUUAUUAAAAUAUGGACUACCUCGUUUCAGAACAAGGAUGGACUAUUCAGCGUAGUGACAAGGCAAAAUGCAAAAUCUAUAGGAGAUGUUUGCCAACUAGCAAAACAAUGGAUCUACGGGAGGAUGCGGUCGUGGAUGGUAUAUUCACUCGUCAGUCAGAAAUUUAAUGUUUUUGCUGCAGAUGGUUUGCUGUUAAUGUUACAGAAACAACAUGCAAAUUGGUUACUGGCUCUGAUAAGUGGUGGAAACUGAGCCCAAAAUUACAAAUCAUGAAGCAUCGAAAGAGCACCUAUGUUGCGUUGAAAAGUGGAAAGCAUUGGCAGGAGUAAGACUUAAGAUACACAAAAAAAUUGAUGCCUAAAGUAUUGCUGUGAAGGACAGGGAGAAGAAAAAGUGGAGGGAUAUCCUGCACAGGUUGCUGGACAUCACAUUGUUUCUUGCAAAGCAAAAUCUGGCAUUUCGUGGCCACAACGAAGAGGAAUCUUCACUUAAACUUUCUUGAAAUGGUUGCUAUGCUAUCUAAAUAUGACCCAGCACUAAAAGAGCACCUAAUGAGACUAAAGAGAGCACAUAUACAGUAAAAGCAUCUCAAUCUUACCUUUCACCAGAAACCCAAAAUGAAUUUAUAAAUGUCCUUGCAAAUCAUGUGAAGGAGAUUCUUAUCGUGGAUAUAAAGGCUGCAAGGUAUUUGGAAUAAUGUUGGAAAGUACACCUGAUAUAUCACACAGUGACCAGAUGUCUGAAGUGAUCAGACGUGAAAAUUCACAAUGUGAAAGUUGAAGUGAGAGAAUUGUUUCUUGCAUUUUUCCCCGUUAAGAGGGAAAAAAGCUGAAGACCUCAGUUCUGACAUUCUUACAAAUCUAAAACGUGAUGAACUAGACAUAAUGUUGUUCAGAGCUCAAGGUUACGAUAAUGCUUCCACAAUGUCUAGAAUCCAUGGAGGUGUUCAGGCCAUUCUGACAAGAAAUAAUAAGAAAGCAAUUUUUAAUGGAUGUGUGGGCCAUUCAAAUAACUUGUGUGGUCAACACUCUUUUGCAGAAAAUGCUUCAUGUAUUACCUUUUUUGGUACUCUUGAAAUAAUAUUUUUCUUCUUUGCUGCAUCCACUCAUCGAUGGAAUGUUCUAAUUGAACAUACUAGAAUGUCGAUGAAAAGACUGUCAACAACGCGUUGGAGUGCUCAUCGUGCUGCUGUUAAAACAGUGAAAGGUGAGUUUGAUGAAUGUGUGGCGGUGAUUGAAGCUCCGUACAAUCCUCUUGAAAAUUUGGAUACAAGAAGUACAGGCACAAGGUCUUUUAUAUGCUGUCUGUGAUUUCACGUUUAUCUGCUACCUUUACCUUUGGGUUGAUCUACUUGAGGACAUUAAUCUUACACAGCAGUUUCUACAGACUAAAGGCUUUACUCUUGACAAAGGGGUGACAAGCCUAGAGGCCUUAAGAUUGUUUCUGCAUGAGAAGCGCCAUCACUUGGUGGAACAUGCUAUUGAAAAGGCACUUUUAAAAGCAGACCAUUAUGGAAUUCUGGUAGAGAGAAGAUUAAGUUUUAAGAGGAGAACUGCAGGAGAAAAAUGAAUAGAUGCUGGACUCUUUCUGCGAGAAGAAAACAGUAGGGAGAUGCUGGAGUGUAUUUAUCGCUUUGAUUCUGAACUCCAGAUCAGAUCAGCAGCAAUCAAGGAAGUAGCAGAUAUGUUUGGGGCUAUUCAACCCAAGUCUAGUAUCAGCAAGUGAACAAGAGUUAUUGGAGUUCAUUCCAAAAUUAGCAUCUUUCUAUGAUUUAUCAGAAGAUGAACUUUUAAAAGAAAUAACAUGGCUUAGACGACAUCUAAAGGCAGCUUAAAUUGAAUUUCACAAAGUCAUGGACUGGUCAGUAUUUGAUGUUUUAAAAUUCAUAGCUGAAUGGGACUUCCUAGAAUCUCUUCCAAUAUUCUCGCUAAGCCUUUAAUUUAUUCGUACGAUAUGUGUGUAUGUGGCUUCAUUUGAGCGGAGCUUUUCAAAUCUAGGGCUUAUCAAGAAAUAUUUAUGAUCCACCAUGAGACAGUUUAGGCUUUCCGAUGUGGCUCUGCUAUCAAUUGAAAGUGAUACAGUGAAGGACAUUGAUUUUGAUCAAGUGAUUGACAGUUUUGCAGCUUUGAAGACAAGGAAAGGAAAAUUUUAAAUAAAGUAAAUUUAAUGUAAAAAUAACAAAUAACUUAACAUUGUUACAGUUUUUAAAUACAUUUACCUCAUGACCUUCAAUUUAUGUGUUUUUGGUCUUGUCAUUGUUAUACUGUGGACUUAUUUUUAACAAGAAGAAAUCCAUCAUGGAAGUUGGAGGGGGGCGGGGGUGUGUGUGACACCAUGAGUUUACCGCACCUUGUGACACCAACCCUUGCUAAGUCACUGAGGAGUACAAUGUCUCAAACAUAUUCAAUUAAGUAAAAAAAAAAUUAGUCAAUAUUUGUGUAUAAUUUGACUUUUAUAUUGUGUGUUUUGUUUCUGAUAUAUGUGCAGCAUUCGCAGUAGUAAAUAAAGCAUGUGGUUCUUGUUUUACUUUUAUAGAUUGAAUAUGAUCUUCAUCACUUUGGGAAGACUAACAAAGUUGUACCAAUAGCUUUUGAUAGGAUUGAACAGGCAGCCAUACCCCAGUGUAUGACAAAAUAUCCACCAAUAACUAAAGAGCAUUUUUUUCUAACAGCUAAUGAUCAGGUUUGUACAUGAAAGAAAUAUUUUAUAAUAACUAUUGAUGUAUUUUAAAGCUACUAUUUUUACAUUGUUUAAAGAAAAAUGGUGUGUUUUCUACAAAUUUAUAGUUUUAAAAUACAUAUAAUAAAUAGCAAUUUCCACUGGAUAAUUAUUAUAAAAUUUAAUGAUGCAAAGAUAAAAACAACUCCUCUCUAGACUGGUAAUGUGUCUAAAUGUAAAUUUUCAGUUGAAAACCUAAUGAAAACCUUUUUAAAAAAUCAUUUAUUGUAUUACAAAAAAUAUAUAAAUUUUCUAAAAAACAACACUUAACCUUUUUAAUAGACAGAAAUUUAUUUGGCACAGAAGAAAAUUGUUUUUAAAAAUUUAAUCAAAUUAAAUGAAUAAAACUACGUUUCUCAGCUCUUCUUUGGGUGAAAGUGUUCUAUAUGAGUAACUUGUAAAUCAUACAUAGUUAAUUUUGUUCCCCUCUAAUCUUUCUAAUCAUAAAUCAGUACAAGCUCAAAUGUUACAACAGUACAACAAAGAUGUGCAGGAAGACAGUGCUGGGUCCUACUUAUGGAUCACCCAUCAGAAAGUAUUAACCUAAGGAUUUUUUAAAGAACAUUUCAGACUUAAAUAAAUCAGUUUCAGUAAUUUUUUUUUUUUCUGGUGUCAUGUUUUGUAUUUUGUCUUUUAUUUAUGAUUCCACAACUCUUAGAAAAAUAAACAUACAUAUUUCAAACCCCAUUUUCUAUUAAUGUAAUUUCCAGAUCAUUUAACUCUGUUCCUAUGUCAUUCCCUUCUAUGCCAUGUAAUUACUUACCUCCAUGCUAUGUAAUUACUUUCUUUACAUGCAAUGUAAUUACUUCCUCCAGAAUGAUGGUGGUUCCAACGGAUAAGGAUGAAAGCAAGAACAGAUUUUUAGCUUACAUCACAGAUGACAAAAUUGGCCUACAGUUUUUACCAGCAACAGGAAAUCCCCACCUGGCAAUGGCCCUUAUUGCCCAUCCCAGUGGGGUAAGUCAGUCAAAUUGAGAGGAAUAGAGAAAAAGCAGUAGCUUAUUAUAAUAGACAAGAAGCAAUUCAUUAGUAAUAAAGAGCAUAAUGCCAAUUCUAAAUUUCUAACUCCAGCAUUUACAAUUUGUUUAGACUAAACCAAAGAAGUUUUCACAAAAUAUUCUUUGUGACAAAGUAUUUUAAGUUACAUACCCUGCAUUUGAGUCCAAAUAAAAGAAUUUUUGACCUCAACAGUCUUAUUUCUUGUUGUAUCUUCAGGUGUCCAACUUGACUUGCAGCUUUGAUGGCGCUUAUUUGUUUACAGCAGGUGGUCCAGACUUUGCUGUGCACAUGUGGGAAAUCAACAUUGCGUACGUUUGAUAAUACACAAACAAUUAUGAGAUGAAAAACAGUUAUCAACAUUGAGACUAUAUUUAUGAAAUUUUAUAGAGAAAGAUUUUAUUUUUUAAAAUUCAUAAUUAUAUAUAACUGCACUCAAAACACAUCUCUUUAAACUUUACUAUCCUGACUGAUUCCCACCCUUCUGAUCGAUAAAACAAUGUUGCUGAAAUGUAAAUAGUUCUUGUUUUUUAUUUAAUUAAUAUUUGUUAAUUUUUAAAUUCAUGAUUAUGUUUGUUAAAUUGUAUGUACAGAAUGGUGAGCCCAGCCCUAGGCUGGGGUACCGCGCUAUAUAAAACCACCACUAAGAAUAAUAAUAAUAUAUACUAGAUAUAGCACGCCAAACAUUGGCGACAGCAAUGCGUGAACUUCAAAUCUACAAUGGAAUUCUUUGUCACUACACAUCUGCAAUAUACCAACCACCCAAGCCUUCAAAACUGCACUCAAAACACAUCUCUUUAAACUAUACUACCUUGACUGAUUCCCCUCCUCUGACCGAUAAACAAUCCUGCUGGCUGCCAUCCAUGGUUAGCCUUGUAAAAGUUCUGGGGUGGGUGAAUAUACAAUUUUUUUUUUUUUUUUUUUUUUUUUUUUUUUUUUUUUUUUUUUUUUUUUUUUUUUUUUUUUUUUAAUUUUUUUUUUUUUUAUUUUUUUUUUUUUUUUUUUUUAUUUUUAAAAAAUUUUUAAAUUUUUUUUUUUUUUUUUUUUUUUUUUUUUUUAUUGUUGUUGUUGUUACAUGCUGUUCUUUUUUUCAUAAAUGUAUUUUACUUUAAUGUCAUGAUUAUGUCCAUUUUGAUAAUAGUUUUAUGUACAGCGCGGUGAGCCCAGCCCUAGGCUGGGGUACCGUGCUAUAUAAGACCACUUAUUAUUAUUAUUAUUAUUAUUACUAAAGUUACUUGACACAACAUGAACUCAGGUAACGCACAUUUAAGAAUCCGAAGUUUUGCUACACCCCUUCCCCCACGAUACAUCACUGCACACUUUUUAUUUCACGCCCAUGAAUUAUAAUGUCCCAACCACUUUUAAACUGAAUAUUUGUUAUACAAUACUUUUAUUGAGACAAUUUCAUUUUCCGAAAAACAAAAUAUUUCGCACAAAUUUUCGGAACAAAAUAUUUCGCACCAAACGCAGUUGCGUUAUUUAAAAAAUCUAUCUAUAUAUAGCCUGCUUGGUGGUUGUGGUGUUUGACCUUUGCUGGCAAAUUAUAUAUAUAGAUAUAUAUAUUGAAAAUAGUUUGAUUCAUGGCAUUAACCAUCACUCCUAAAACCAUCUCAUAAACCCUCGAUCUUAUAAUCCCCACCUGUAUCUUAUAGCACUUGUCCCUUAAUCUUCAAAAUAAUGAAUUUUAAUUUUUAUUGUUUGAUUUGUGUCCCUGUCAACAAAACCAAACCAAACUCACACCCAUAUAGAAUUAAAUAAAGUAUUUUAAAUAACAAUGAAGCCAUAUUAGUGAAAGGAUAACUAAAAGCAUCAUUUAAAUUUGGUCAAUUUUAUACAUGAUUUUUAAAGUGAUUUAUCAAUGUCUCACUUGACACUGUUCAGGUUUCAAAUAAUACCUUCUAAACCAGAUGAAAUAUACCAACCCUAAUUUUCAUCCUAUCCAAAUCAUGUCAAAAAUAUAAACUAACCAAAUCAUGAAUUUGGAUAAGCUAACGAUUAAUUAAAUCUUUUUAAUUAAGCUAACAUGAAUAAUUUUAAUUGUGUCUGUAAAUAUAGUUGGCUGAAAAUGUUUUUAAAUCAUAAAAUCACUUCCAAUGAUUAAAUACAUUUCAAACAGCAAUUGGUUUUAUAUCUUAACAGAGCGCUACAUGCCCAAGCCAAGCUUGGUGGAGAAGAUCUAGUUCCUUUUUAUGGCUUGCUAGAGGGAGGCAGAGAUGGAGAACUUUUUGCUGAACUAGAAGACUUGUUUUAUUAUGCCCAACUGAGACAGUAAGCUGUACUUCUUAAAACUUUCCACACUGAAACAACUCACAUAUAAUAAUAUUUUAAAAGUCACAACUAAACUUAGUACCUAAUUUAAUGAGUUGAAAGACAAAGAGUAAAUAUUAAUUGUCUAUACCUUUCAGUCAAGGCAUCAACUCUAUGGACACCCGUCAGAUCAGUAACAGAGUUCCACUAACUGAAGUACCAUACAUCAUGAGGGCCAUGGGAUUUUAUCCCUCAGAGCAAGAGGUAAUCAUUAAAACUUGGAUUGCUUAGGUCUCAUUUAUAUGUCUGUAGCCAAUUAUGACAUGCAGGAUAAUACCCUGGGUCAGCUGCGUCCUCAACUCAAUAAGAGUACGGCCAAUGCUGUAGCAGUAACUCUAAUCCAGUCAAGAUUAGAUUACUGUAACAGUUUUUGUGGGUUUAUCUCAGAACCAAAUUCAGAGACUCCAGACGGUACAAAAUACUGCAGCAUGCAUUGUAUCACGGAUAAAGAAAUCUGACCACAUUACACCAGUUCUGAGAGAUCUUCAUUGGGUUCCUGUGAGUGAACGCGUUAACUAAAAAAUUCUGUCUAUUGCGUACAGCUGCAUAGAAGGCUCUGCACCAAAAUAUCUUAAAGAACUGAGUUAUAAACAUGUAUCCUUAAAGAACCUGCAGUCCUCAACACAGUCCUUACUGAAAAUUCCCAUUGUGGAUGAACACAGAAAAAAGUCUUACGGAGUGCGCUCUUUUAAAGCGAUAGCACCAAAAUUAUGGAACAGUUUGCCUCAAUCUUUGAGGGGAAUUGAAAAUGAUAAAAAAUCAUUUAAGAAACAUUUAAAACUUUUCUGUUUAAAUAGAUUUAAGUAAACCAGAGCGCAGUGAGCAUGCUUAAGUAGCAUGGAAACCAGCGCUAUAUAAAUAUCCAAUCAAUCAAUAAAUUCAGAGAUCCUGAUUUGGAAUGCUACUGUCUCAUUUGUUUAGAAAUAUUUCCUCAAAUCUUCUGUGGUACAAGCUGUGAUAUUUUUAUAAUGAAAAGAAAAAACAAGUUAUGUGUUUCUAAUUUGUGUGUGGAAAUUUUUUCGCAGUGUAAAGGCCACGUUUUUGCGGAAAAGCAGUGUGUACCGGCAAAACCCAAAAAUGCAUAGGGGUGUGAUCUCGCCUAACAAUAGAUCGAAAUGUUGACCUCAGAUAUUGCUUUUCACCCCAGUCAGUACAGCCGGCUUCUCUCUCCCAUGGUGGUGAAUACUUAAAUACCACGAAGUGGGCUUUAGUAAUAAAUUCAAUAAUUUAUUUCUCUGGAACCCUAGCAUAGUUAGUUAUAAAUUAUAUCUAGUUGGAAAGGGGAUUUUAUUCACUAUUCCGUGGCAUAUUUACAAGUCUCCAUCAUUAUAGGAGAGUUUCACAUUGAGUCAUUGGGGGAGUUGUCACCUUCAUCCACAGUGGUCCCCACCCCUUCUACUUAAAAUAUCUCAAAAACUAUUUAACUCACAGAAAUAUAAGAUAGUAUCUUAGAGAGCUGAGACAAAACUGCACAGAUCACAUUUAAGUCGUUAGGGAUUUGGUCAGGGAUUUUAAUGAUUACUGGGGUGUAGUCCACAGAGUUAGGCAUUUCACCCCAGGAAAUUGGCCAGAAGGCACAACGUAGACCGUUUUUGGUCUCAGUGUGAUGGAGGUGCUAUCUCGUAUGUCCCCCGCGCGAUUUUAUGAAGGGGCGCACACUAAGAAGUUUUGAACAACAUCCCUGAAAUGUGUCAUUUUUCAGUGCGGCCCAUUGUGAUGCUCUGUAAGUAGAAGCAGAUACACCAUUAUAUUUCUUUGUGUUUAGUAUGACUUGUUCAGUGUUAGCAUUGGAAGAUUUAUGUUCAGACUUAUCACCAUGAUAUAUAGCAGGAUGAACCUACCGCAUGUAGACUUAUAACCAUGCUAGGUUGAAGGAUUGAACAUAUAACCGUCCAUUAAAUUCUUGAAUAGAAUUAAUUAGAUACCAGUGACCAGUGUUUGUAAGCAUAACAAGCAACUGUAUAUCAGUCUGGUUACACAUACUGCAAUGUGCUUAUAAGCUAUUGAAACGACAGUUAAACCAGGGAAUGUACGUCAAAUAUGUGUAAUAGGCUAACUCUCCUGCCGUGUGCUAAAUUCUCACAUAGGAAAUGGUGCAUGUGUUAGGAUAAUAUUACAUAUAAUGAGUCAUUCUGGAAUUUGCUGUUUGUCUUAAAAAGACACAGCGAUUGAUAGAUAUAAGUAUCAAGAUACAAGUAUCAAGCUAAUGGUGGUCAUACUUUAUACCAUUGUAUUUACUGUCCUGCUUUGUGUGCUUCUUACAUAGACACCAUACCUGGAUGGCCUACCAUAAUAAUUCCAAGAUCUUUAUGUCAACCCUCACAUCUCACACUGGUUCUGUGUGUAACACUAAUACAGUUUACGUGCUACAAAUUAAACACUGCCACAUGAUUUCUUUUAUAGUUUUUUUUUACAUUUUUAGAACAAUAUAGUUUUCAUUGCCAUUUUGUAUGACAUGUAAUGUACUAUCCUCAGUUACGUAUAUUUUUGUCACAAUCUACAAUUAUGGCGUUAUUAACAUGUUUAUUAUUCGCUGUAUUAGUCAAUGUUAGUCAGGACAUUGUUAACCUGUACUAUUUGUUUCAUUUCAGACAUUUUCCUUUUUCUUUAGCUUUUUCUUAAGACUUUUUCUUUAGCUUUUCCUUAGGACCUUUUCCUCCUUAGCACUUUUACUUUAGAGUUUAAUAAAGCUAUAGUCCUCGAGGCCGGAUUCCUUCAUUUUUUUAUUAGUAACUGUCAGUCUUGGUACAAUCACCUAUCAUAACCAGACCUCACUCAAUUACAAAGGUUUUAUUUUUAUUAUGAUGGAUGUUAAUCCUUUCAAAACUGUUUUGGUGCACACUUGGUCCACUAGAACAGUGGUUACCAAACGUUUAAGUCUGGCGGACCAGUAAACAAGUUUUGAAAUUUACCAGGGACUGGUGAAUGAUUUAUUUUUAUAAUUUUAUUUCUAUUUUACAAUAAAUAUUUAUGUUAUGGGGGCCGGCAGCGUUAGGCAUGCCAACCUGUGAAGGUCCACGGACCGCCAUUUGGGGACCACUGCACUAGAACCAUCCAUCCCUGUGGCGCUACAGCCCAUGUAGGGCUUUGGCCUGCCUCACCACUUCCUUCCACUCAGAUCUAACUAAUGCCUUUCUUUUCCAUGCUUGGACUUUCAGCUGCUGUAGAUCUUUUUCCACAUCAUCUAUCCACCUAAGCCUAGGUCUGCCUUUGAGCCUUUUUCCUCUGGGGUGAUGCACCCUCUUCGUUCCUCUGUCAUUUGGCAUUCUCUCUAGGUGUCCUGCCCAGCGUAGCCUGCUCUUUUUAUUUCUGCCACUAUCGUGGGAUUCUGAUAUUGACUGUAUAACUCCUGGUUGGUUCGUAUUCUCCAUCCAUAUUCAUCCUUUGUUGGCCCAUAUAUUUUCCUGAGAACUUUCCUCUCCCAUGUGUUUAAUAGGUUUUCUGCUGUUUUUGUUAGGGUCCAAGUUUCACUUGCAUAUGUUACAACUGGUCUGAUCACAGUUUUAUAAAUAGUUUUCUUUGUUUCUCUUGUAAUGUUUUUACUUUUGAGUAUUUUCUGACUACUGAAGUAUGCCAUGUUUCCGGCUGAUAUUCUUUCUUUUAUUUCUGUUAGUAAUUCGUUUCUUUCAUUUAACAAGGAUCCUAAGUAUUUGAAUUGAUUUAAUUUUUCAAAAGUUUGGUUUCUAAUUUUAAUUGUUUCAUCUGUUUGUUCCUCUCUUAUCAUGAAGAAAAGAGUCUGUUCAAAUGCCAAACUUACAACAAGAACUAAGCUGCAGGUGUACCAGGCCUGCGUACUGAGCACACUACUGUAUGGAUGCGAGUCGUGGACCACAUACUCUAACCACGAAAGAAGGCUCAAUGGCUUCCACCUCAGAUGCCUGCGCCACAUCCUUGACAUUAAAUGGCAAGACAAAUUCCCCCAACACGGAUGUCCUUCCCAAACAAACAUGUGUAGCCUCCCAGCCAUGUUAAUCCAAAGACGCCUCCGCUGGCUUGGACACGUCAAGCGAAUGCAACCUGGUCGCAUACCAAAGGACGUGCUAUACAGCAAGGUGGCGACAGGGAAAAGGUCAGUUGGACAGCCUCAUCUGAGAUACUUAGCUUAGACAUAGACAUAUGCAAAAGAGACAUGAAGUCGGCCAACAUCGACAUCUCAAACUGGGAAGAGCUGGCAGAGGAUCGAUCCUCAUGGCGGGCAUCGUGAAGGCAGGAUCACUACAUGCCGAGGAGCAAAACAGGGCGGAAACAGCUGUAAAAAGAGCGAUGAGGAAGGCCGGUAAAUACUGCUCCACGGCAUUCGUAUUUGGGAAAUGUAACAGAGACUGCCAUUCGAGGAUUGUUCUCACCAGCCACACCAAGAGCUGCAAGCAAUAAAUAUAAUCUAUCGUCUCCCUCAGACGGAAAGAUGCAAUACAUAUCAUGGUCAUGUAUUUUGUUGUUUGGUUGUUAACUUCCAGCCGUGCUUGUAGAGAUGCGUCUUCUAAUUCAAUAAAGGAUUUUGAUAUGUCUUUAAUACUUUUCCCUAGAAGUGCUAUGUCAUCAGCAUAUGCAAGAUACUGAAGUGGUUGGUUGUAGAGUGUGCCCCUUGGUUGUGGGUCUCGAGUUUCCCUCAGAAAGUAUCCUGUUAUCGUUCCUCGAGUGUGAAUGUGUAUGUUUCUAAUAACUCUCUCUAAUGUUAGGUUGAAGAGCAUACAAGACAGUGAGUCUCCCUGUCUAAGGCCUCGUCUAAUAUGAAAUUCCCUUGAAUGUUCUCCUUGAAUCUUGACUUUGCUUUUGAGUUGUUUAGUGUUACAUGUAUUAGCCUUGUCAGUUUGUUGGGUAUCCCAAACUCCUGCAGAGUCUCAUAUAAAUAGUUUCUUUUGAUGCUGUCAUAGGCCAUUUUAUAGCCUACAUAGAGUUGAUGUACUGGUAUAUUAUAUAUUCAUAGCAUUUCUCUAAAAAGCAUCUGAUGGUGAAAAUCUGAUCAGUCGUUGAUCUGUCAGGCCUGAAUCCACAUUGGUAAUCACCUAGUAUUUCUUCAGUGUAAGGUUGUAGUCUUUUGGCAAUAAGCUUCGUCAGUAUUUUGUAUGUAACUGCACUAGAGCACCGCUCAAGAAACUGUUUUUGUACUUCUUGACAGAUUGAGGACAUGUUGAAUGAAAUAAAGUACAACGAAUAUGUCAACCUUGGUCAUUAUCAGGAGGAUAUUGACUUGGGGGGUUUCAUCAAGUGUGAGUAAAUUACUUAAAUUUGUAUCUGAUUCAAAGUAGCAUUCUGUUAACAUAUUUGUUGUUUAAAAAUGACAAUGAAUUGAAUGGAGCAGAUGGAGAAAAACUUUUUCUGCUUUAACCUUUACCCUUUAGACAAUUUUAUUUUGGCAGGUCAGUUCUAACUUCUGUCAUUUGUUUGGUACUGCAUUGCACUUUUUCUGAAUCUGAGGUGUGUUUUGGUUUUAGUUUAUAGUUUAUAGGAGUAAUAAACGAAACUAACAAUGUUUGUUUAGUUGGCAGGUUUAAUUACUAUACAUAUAAUGAGCCAUAAUAUUUAAACAUUUUUAUUUCAACUUCAACCUUUUCAAUAUAUAUGUAAUCUGUUUUUUUGUCUUUAGUCAAGAAAAAACACAAAAUCAGAUUAGAGUAACUUUAAUUAAGCUUAUUGGCAUCCACAUACAUCCAUAUUUUUUAGGUGAUGGUGUAGCUAUUUAUUAGCACCUCCACAGUUGACUUGUGAGUCAAUUCAGUUUCAAAUAUUUUAUGUUUAAAAUGUAUUGCUUCUUUGAACAGUGUAUGUAAAUCAUAGGCCAGCAUUUGGACUGUCUGCUGAGAAACUGCUAUGGGCCUUUCAAACCUUGUCAGAGACCCAAAGUGUUGUUAAUGGUGGUGUCAUUGAAAGAGGGGAUUUUUUUAACCUGUUGGAAAAGAAAGGUUUGGAUCAUCUGUCUCUCAUCAUCUUAUUUUAACUACCAUACAUUUUCAAAUGGUUAAAUAUAUAUCUCUUAUAUUUAUUACUCUUCUGGUAUGAUUCGUGGACUGCUUCCUAAUCAGCGAAUUUGGUAUUGAGAGUAUAUUAAAAAUAAUUCUAAGUGUUUGAAAGAAAGUAUGGGUCAAUAAUGAGUUCAAUAGCGUGCAAAAUAUAAAUCCCGAUAACUACGCUAAAUGAUUUUUAAAAUAAUUUAAAUAACGCAACUGCGUUAGGCGCGUAAGAUUUUAUUUUCAGAAAAUGAACUGGUCUCAAUUUAAGUCUGUUGCUAAAAAACUAUUCGGUUUAAAGGUGGUUGGGAGAUGAGAAUAUUUAAUAUAGUUCAAGGGUGUGAAAUAAAAAGUGUCCCCUUCCUAUCAGUGGGUUAUUUCUUGACACAUACAGUUGAUGAAGGCAGUGCACUCUCACUGAGACAUAGGGUAGGAGAUUUCGUUGCCCCACAUUGGGACAGAUUUGCAGAAACAGGCAAGACAUUUGUAUACAAAACCCUCAUUCAACAGUGAGGGGUAGAGGGGACGUGGCAAUAGCGGUUGCUUCAACUGGAAUUGCAGCAACGUUGCUACCUGGCGGCCGUACUGCACAUUCCGUGUUCAAAAUACCUCUUCAAAUAAAACCAACAUGACCGUGCAAAAUGAAGCCAAAUACCAAGGAUGCCAAUAAAAUUCUCGAAGCGAAAAAUAAUCAUCUGGGAUAAAGCACCAAAGACACAUUGCUAUGCAUUUAAAGCUGUUGACAGACCAUUGCGAGAUCUUACUCAGGAAAAUGCACCUGUCGGUAAUAAAACCAUUCUUCUCGGUGGCGAUUUCCGUCAAAUACAGCCAGUUAUUUUCCACAGUUCUUGAACCCUCAACAUUGCCUCCUGCAUCAGCAAGCGCAGGCUGUGGAACAAAAUGAAAGUCCUAAAACUCACAAAAAAUAUGAGAGUUCUGGAAAGUGAAAAUCAAUUUGUUCAAUGGCUUCUUCAAGUUGGGGAAGGUAAAACUGGAGACACAGCAGAACAACCUCUUCAAUGUUUACCACAAAAACAGAUCUGACCAGGACCAGCUACAACAGGAUCUCAAUCUGUUAGCUGAGUGGGAGAUGAGCUGGGACAUGGAAUUUCACCCUGCCAAGUGCCAGACACUAUCAAUCUCUAGAAGUUGUACUCCUCUACACUACCAAUACGAACUGCACGGCCAUAUACUUGAGCAAGUUUCCUCCGUAAAAUACCUGGGUGUUACCAUUCAAAGAGAGGUCCGCUGAGAUGAGCAUAUUAACAAUGUAUGUAACCAAGCAAACCAAGCCUUGGGGUUCUUAAGGCGAAAUCUAAAGAUUGGCAACUCCUGUGUGAAAGAAAGAGCAUAUAAAGCCUUUAUCCGUCCGAUUUUAGAUUAUGCAUCUUCAGUCUGGGACCCAUUUACCCAGAAGAGCAUUGACAGGUUGGAGGCGGUCCAGCGACGAGCAGCACGCUUUGUCCUAAACCGCUACAGGAAUACCUCUAGUGUUGGCAGCAUGCUAGAAACACUAGGCUGGUCACCAUUGGAGAAACGACGACGACAAUCCAGGCUCUCCAUGAUGUACAAGAUAAAUAAUGGGCUGGUCCACUGUUCCAGUAUUAAACAGAAACUCGUCCCUCUCCCCCAUAGACAGCGACGAGGCCAUGACAGGCAAUUCAGGCUCAUACCAGCAAGAAGCCAGUAUAGGAGCUGCUCAUUCCUGCCCAAGACAAUCAGGGACUGGAACCAUCUUUCAAAAGGAACAGUUGAGGCGACAACACUAGACACAUUUGUGUCUAUUGCCUCAAGCCUUCAAACCCCUAGUGCAUAAUUUCCUCAUCACCACCAGUAACAGAAACAUUGCAAAUCCCAUCUACAUGCAUAGGAGCCAAAAUGAUCAAUAAAUUGAUCGUGGGCCCUUAAUAUAAAGAAGAAGAAGAAGAAAACAAGAUCUGAUGGCUCAACUUUAUGGUGAUAUUAACUUUGCGACUGUGACUUCCCAAGAACGUGCUUCAAGAGCAAUACUGAGAGUUGCCUUUGACGAUUCUGUACAUAUAAACAACAAAGUUCUUGAUCUUAUGCAGGGUGAGAAAGUGACUAUUAAGAGUGUAGAUACAGUGGUUGUUAAUGAUAAAAACAAGAGUUUAGAUAGAGUGGUGAGUGAUGAUCCUAAUGAUCAAUUCACCUACCCACAGGAAUUUUGACGCACCCUCUCACUAACUGGCAUGCCUCCACAUAUCCUUUAUCUAAAGGUGGGAGCUGUAGUUAUGCUCCUCCGCAAUAUUAUGCCAUCAAAAAUUCUUUGCAUUGGAACAAAACUGCCCCCCCCCCGUUAACAACUGUCAAACUUUUGAAGUAAUUAUGUCAACAUUUUUAUAAACCCUCCCCUCCCCAAAAAUGAAUUAUAAUAUAAAUAAAUAUAUAAAUACAUUUUACUUUGUGCUGAUCUAUUUUAAUAACACAAAAUUUUAGGAAAAACAUAUUAUUGCAUAUUUAGCUUAUUAAUCAAUAAAUUAAAAAUGUUUUUAACACUUAAAUUUUUAUAAUGCAGAAUCAAUGAAAAGGUUGUUAAAGACUAAAUAUCAUUGUUUGUGAAGUAUAAAUAUGAUUAUUAUCAGUGUAACUGACAAUUGUAGCAUAGUUUCUAGCUGCUAUCAUCUUCCCGGCCCCAGGGAGUAGCCAGGUGUUGCUCUAUCGUAACAAUGGGUGUAGUAUCUGCUACAUCAUUAUUAUAUUGCGAAACUGAUAUACCAGACAAGCCAACAUCAUCCUUAUCUAACCAUCCAGCACUAAAAUAGUAGCAUUGUCAGUGUGAGCAAUAACUGCCAUAAGCUCUCUCUGUCUCCUGGCUGCUACUCGCGUUGGUCGAAUCCUUUUUUGUUGAGUAGCAGGUGGUAAUUUCUUAUUCUUAUCCUUGUCGGUGCUGUUCUACAUGCUAUUUUAAUAUGACUUGUGAUGCAAAAUUAAUGUUACAGAUUUUGCAAAUCCGUUCAAGCAGCAAUGUUAUCAUUGUUACUCACUUUACUUUGCCCUAAUUCUCAAAAUCUCCUACUCCGACUCUAUCAAUAUCAUUUAACUAUUUAUCUUGACUGCACAUGACCCUUGUCCUUGUUCCAUAAGUGCAACAUGAUAGCAAACAUACCGCCCUAGUCAUUUGCGACAAACAGAAUCUACAGGCGAAGAGUGACCAACUUUGGACUUCUCUAGCACUAACAAAGUGUGCUAACAUUCUGACCAGCCAUCAGCAGUGCACAGACAGACACACAUUUAAUAAUCCUAUAUUGUUAAACGUGAAAGCCUAAAAAUUAUAUAAUUAUUUUCACUUCAACUCAUUAAAUUUCGUAAAAUAAUGUAAUAACCAGUCAAUUUUAAAGAUUAAAAUUUUAAUAGAGAAAACAUAAUUGUUGACCUCAACUAAUCUUACCCCCCCCCCCCACGUCAAAACAUUUCCAACCCCUGUGUCAAAUAUUUCCAACCCCCCCCCCCAUUUUUCAUUUUUGUUGACAUAAUUAGUGGACAACCCCUAAGAAUAGCGGACCUAUAAUACAAUGCAUCAACCAUUUUUCAAAUAACAUGCUUUUUUGGCAUUACCAGGCGAGCACAUGACGGAAGAGGAGCUGUCUGAACAUUUGACAACUCUACUUGGCUUUAACAAAGAAGGUGGGGCUUGUGAGGAUGAACCUUUUGAGCCAGAGAAAGGUGUUUCAUUCAUUGGUGAUGCUCUCCCCUUUGAUAUCAAUUCUGAAAUUCUCAUCAAUGAAAUACUUGGCUUCUCUAUGACGGUGGACCCACCAGCAAAAAUAGACACAAAAGAUGUGGUAAAAUCAGGGGCCUCUUAGAGUAUUUGAUUAAUUAGGAGCCUCAACUCUGUCAAACUCUUGGAAUUUUUUUUUCCACAAGCAGCUUGAUAAAUGCUCAAGGUAUUUUACUUAGUUGAUAGUUUUUACAAUGUUGAUCAAUGUUAUUCAAUUUUUUAAAAACAUAAAUCAAUCAUAAAACAAUAGCAGGUUUAUGAAGCACUUAAUGUGAUCAAACAAAAAGAACUUUAGACACACAUUAUUGGGUUGCUUACAUAAUUUUCUUCAUGUAAAUUUAAGAGGUAUUUAUAUAUGAACUUUUACUUUUAAAAGUAUCAAGGUGUAUUUUUAAAAUAAUUUUAAGUCUCUUUGAUUAUGAAUUAGCAUUAUAGUGCAUUAUUACCAUUUAUUUAAAUAAGUCUUCUGAUCAUGAUGUAAUAAAGAUAACCACAGUAGUGUUUUAAUUAUUUAAGUAUUUAAUGAGCAGUGGCACAAAAGUAGAUAUCCCAUUUAAAAUUAAAAAAGAACUAAAAUUAGUAUUUGUUAAUAUUUAUGCAUAAGACUCUGCUUUCUCAAAAUUGUAUGCGAUAAUAAAGGAAUUUUAGGACAUGCAAAUAACAUUAAAACAUUGUAAAUUUUCCCUAAAAAGUCUUAAUGUGGAUUUAACACUAAAAACUAAAUAAGUGCCUAUGCAUUAUUGUUCUUUUGAUUGUAUAUUUAUAGUGAACAAAUAAUAUUUCAUGGUAAUAUGCCUGAGUGUUGUUUGAUAUCCAGGGAAAUAAUUUGAUAUUUUUUAGGAUGUGAUUUUAACAUUUUAGAAAAGAUGCAUUUUGAUAUUACCAUGACUGUUUCUAA
Messenger RNA from Lymnaea stagnalis (great pond snail), 31566 nucleotides. The record is from the annotation of a GenBank genome assembly. NCBI's taxonomy places the organism in Eukaryota, Metazoa, Mollusca, Gastropoda, Lymnaeidae.